AUGCAAGUCAGUCUUGAUCGCAUAGAAUUCUACGAGCCCGACCCCAAAGCGCCGAACCUGCCGAGACUAUCAACUUUAGCCAUUCCCAGAAACGAGGUUCUCUCCGCACCCGAUGAGCGUGCCGAGCAGCCGAGGCUAUGCGGCAAAGACCCGACCUGGGAAGGUGUCAUUGUAAUAUCAGACAACGACGGCAGCGACGGCGAGAGCAGCAGCGAUGGAGACGCCCGAAGCAGCACUUCUAGGCCUAGGCCCGAGAAGCAGGCCUCACUUCCUAAUGGAUGCCUAAGAGCCGAUGCAGCGUCGUCAUACGAUCGAGGCUUCCCUCUGAUGCAAUGCACUUUACAAACCCCGUCGAGUUCCCCUCAGCAAACCCUCUUCCCCGCUCCCGGUGCCCCUGCAUUCGAAGACGACACCAACAUGCAACGGACCCAAAGCCCCUCGAUGCCGCUCUCAGGCACUGCUUACGACACGCUCCACCUCUUGUCGCGCCACGCCGGCAGUCUACCACAUUCUUCCGGCAACACAUCUCGGGGCAGCUCAGUCGAGCCAGAUAUCGAAGCUCAGGAACGGUGGCUUCUGCCUUCGCCCUCGGACAGACAGGUUUUGGACCAGAUCAUCGAUGGCACCGCUGACAAGGGAGGUCCGUGUCAUGCGACAGCAGUCGACACAAAUGAAGGCAUGCCAGCUUUAGCCUCGUCUCUGCCUGUCUCCUCCCUUGUGUCCCACUUAUCCCCAUCGAUGUGCGUGGGGUUACAGUUAGUCCAACCCAACUCGCAGGACACGAGACGCGCUCAAGAAGAUACCAUCUCCCCCUGCACGACUGGCAACACUUUCUACGACUUGGAAGACUCUGUGACGUCCACCGGGCCAUCGCCAUGUGGCACGUCACCUGUAUCCACGCCCACCACCAUACCGCGGCUGCAGGCGCGAACGCACGAUCCCAUUUCGCCGCUCAGACUCAGACGAACCCGAAGUGCACGCCCUACCCAUAGCACCCCUCAGCGAUACAGCGCACGUCUGCGCGCUAUAUCCCGCAACGCACUAGGUGCCCGUUUCCAACACAAAGCAAACCAUGAUUCCGACUCCAAUGACGGUUCAUCGUCUGAAGACGGAAGCGACAACGACACAAGCUAUACAACGAGGUCGAUCAACUGCAUAGAAGAAAGGAGCAACGACGGCCUAGACGGAGAUGUUAUGCCGGCACCAAAACGUCGCAAGUCAUCAUCUCCACAGGUCGUUGCGGCUCAACGUCGAACCUUGCGACAAGCCUCGAGGUUGUCAGCGGCCGGUGCCAACACUUGUGCCACGGGAAAUGCCCGAACUCGUGGUAUCGCUACCCCAUCAUCAUCCUCUCAUCAAUCGUCCGACCGAGACUCUGUCACGGACCGUGAACGGCGUGGCAACAUUCCAGCUCCAGUUCUCAUGGGACCGGCGUGCGGAUCAUCGCCGGGAUCACCGCAUUACAGAGACACGAGACCCUUGGUGUUCAGCUAG
This is a messenger RNA of Verticillium alfalfae VaMs.102, 1494 nucleotides long. RefSeq lists its product with no specific name. The record is from RefSeq and is a predicted model, not a curated record. The transcript is spliced from 3 exons. Lineage: Eukaryota; Fungi; Ascomycota; Sordariomycetes; Glomerellales; Plectosphaerellaceae. Bases 1 to 1494 code for a protein of 497 amino acids.